Drosophila albomicans is the source of this 3221-nucleotide messenger RNA. RefSeq names its product microphthalmia-associated transcription factor (gene Mitf). The transcript is spliced from 9 exons. NCBI's taxonomy places the organism in Eukaryota, Metazoa, Arthropoda, Insecta, Diptera, Drosophilidae. Bases 80 to 2662 code for a protein of 860 amino acids. Gene Ontology annotation, cellular component: nucleus. Gene Ontology annotation, molecular function: protein dimerization activity; RNA polymerase II cis-regulatory region sequence-specific DNA binding; DNA-binding transcription factor activity, RNA polymerase II-specific. Gene Ontology annotation, biological process: regulation of transcription by RNA polymerase II. The record is from RefSeq and is a predicted model, not a curated record.
GCCUUUGUAGUUGGAUUUAAACGUUAAAGAACUAAAACUGAUAUAUUUCCAAAUGAGUUCUAAAGUUUAGUACUUAAACAUGUUUUCUUAUUGGGGAAAAAAAACGAAAAAGUGCGAAGAAAUGCAUACUAAAGACCCAGAUUCAAAUGCUGUAUUUAUUGAACAAUCGGUUAAUGUUAAGGAUCUUUGUGAAGGAGCGGAACAAAAUCCAAUACAAAGUGUAAAUGCUAAAUCAUUGUCACCGUCUUCAGACGAUCGGCUUGCGGAAUUUCAAGAAUUUUUAAGACGUGUCCAAACACUGCAGAUGUCAUCAUGUCACCCAACCCAAAAUCAAGAACUGUCUGAAAAGAAUUCUUUAGGAAUCCCGACAAUCGAAGUCGGUGUAGAGCCAUCAUCAUUAAUGGAGUUUGACGAAAGCAAUACUGUUCCACUAAUCAGCAAUACAGAUACUAAGCGAAGUGUUCCAAAAACAACGAAUAUUCGUGUUACUGUUGGUAUAGAUAAGGAUUUGGAAAUGAUUCUCGAAAUGGAUCCAAGUAUUGUAGACUUGGGUGAUGAAAUAGUUGGAGUUAGAGAAACCACAGAUACCCGAGUUGUCGGAUUGCCACCACUAACGGGUGGACCAACUUUUAAAACCGCAACGCCCACGUCUCGUACUCAACUUAAGCUGCAGCUCCAACGCGAACAACAGCAAGAACAGCAGAUGUUAAUGCAUCAACAGCAGGAUGCAGUAAUCCAAAACAACGCGCUCCAAAGUAUGGCCAACGAUUGCAUGGAAUCUGAAGUUAUUGAUAGCACUGGCACCAGUGCAUGUGGCAGUGGAUCAUCAAGCUUUGAACAAUCACAAUUAAAUCAUAAAGAUCGAUUACCUGUCUCCAGUCCAGUUACUCUCAAAGUGCCUUUGCAAAGCAUUGGUGUCGAUGUUCCUCCUCAAGUGCUACAGGUUAGUACUGUGCUUGAGAAUCCAACUAGGUACCAUGUCAUUCAAAAACAAAAAAAUCAAGUGAGGCAAUAUCUUAGCGAAUCGUUCAAACCAUCGGCGUGGAGUUGCCAACAUUUUGAAAAUAAAUUAGAAAAUACUUCUGCGUCGACUGGGAAUCUACAAUGCACCUCGAUGAUUAAUAAAAAUGACCGACCAAAUAGCUUUGGAGGUGACGCUGUUUUGCGCAAAUCGAUGCACUCAGACUCGGACUCCAUUCAAUUGUCCCCCUUCGUUGGCACUACUAGUAGUAGCUGUACCAGCAACGGCAACUGCAAUUCCAGUUUCUUUGGCACCGCUAGCACCAUGGACUACCAAAGUUCACCCUUAAAUGGUGGAGGAGCUGUUUCUUCGGGCAAAACGAAUUUAACAAUUAACCGAACUUGUGGCCUAGUUAAUUCAAUUCGCAUAUCGAACAUUCCGGGAGUGAAUACACCGAGUCCUCUGCAAUCUACAUCGGCCCCAAUGUCCCCAAGUCUAAGCUCAGUCGCAACAAGCGCUUCAGAGCUGCCCUCAUUUGAUAGCGACGCAGAGGAUCUCUUUGACGACAUUCUGCAAAACGAUUCUUUCAAUUUUGAUAAAAAUUUUAGUUCGGAGUUAUCAAUUAAACAGGAGCCACAAAAUUUGACAGAUGCCGAAAUCAACGCGUUGGCUAAGGAUCGGCAGAAAAAAGAUAAUCAUAAUAUGAUCGAACGACGGCGUCGCUUUAACAUAAAUGAUAGGAUCAAAGAGCUAGGCACACUACUGCCCAAGGGCAGUGAAGCUUUCUACGAAGUUGUACGUGAUAUUCGUCCAAAUAAGGGUACGAUUCUCAAAUCCUCUGUCGAUUACAUCAAAUGCUUAAAGCACGAAGUAUCCCGUUUAAGACAAAAUGAAUCCAGACAACGCCAAAUGGAACUUCAAAACCGAAAACUUACUUCACGCAUACGGGAAUUGGAAAUGCAGGCCAAAUCCCAUGGCAUCCCUAUGUCUGAAUACAAUCUGACAUCAGCAUCGGCGCCAACAUCAUCAGCCAUCUCCAUGGCGUAUCUUAAGGGCUCGCGCUCCAUUCCUUCACCCUUGUCAACUUCCAUGUUGCAAAACCGCCACUCCACUGCUGGUCAAAUGGAGGAAGUCAUCGAGAGUACGAUUCCAUUAAUUAGUAACGAUCGUAACAUGGGCUUAAAUCAAAUUGAUGAGCUGAUGAUGGAAGAUUGUAAACAUCCUGUACAGGGAGGAGAUCCAAUGCUCUCCUCUCAUAGCAGUCAUUUGCUAUCGUCACCGCAUUCCCCUAUUUCAACACAGUUGCAACAGUGUUGCAAUAGCUUUGGAGCGAAGACAACAGCUAUUCAGCAGCUUAGUUGUGAACAAUUGAAUGAUGGAGUGCAAUUUGACGGUGUUGAAAAACACUCUAGUCAUCAAUCAAGGCGAGGAGAGCACCAGCGUCUACACCAUCAUCACAGCGAGCAUAAUGGUGCUCCAUUUAAUAUGCUCAAUGAGUGUGAUUCUUCUGGUGGACACGACCCGUUACUUUCAUCAUCGCAACGGUCGCAUGGUGGAGGGGUGGAUGAUGACGAGCAGCAGGUGGACUUAGCAGGCUCAAUAAUGAAUGGUUCACUAUCUUCAUUGGUGGAUGAGUCAACCCACAGCGAGCCCAUGCUCUUAACGCCAGAUACGUUAGAUAUUGACCACAUCGGAGACUAGGAAGCUGCCAAAUCAUUAUAAUUUGAACUAAAACAAAUGCGAACUAGUUUAGUAUUAUAUCACUUGCAUCCUAGAGUGUUGCAUGAAUUAGGUGUAUAUAUUGGCAUAAGUAUUAUGAAAACAUAUUAUGUUUUAUCUUUUGUAUUACCUAUAUGAUGUUACUUCACAAAGACAAGAGAGAUCACAUUUCAAAUCAAUUAAUCAAUCAUACAAGUGUAUUUACAAGCCCAUACUAUUGCAUUCCAAUAUUAAAUCAAAAUAGCCAGAUAUAAUUUAUAAAUAUGCUUGUCAUUAAAUAUAUAUUCAUGUAAAUAUAUAUUUAUAUAUAUAUAUAUAUAUUUUGUUGCAAUAUUUAAUUUAAAUCUAUGUUAAAGAUAUUACAUGUUACAGUCCUCAAAGCCACCAAUGUAAUAAAUACACUGUUUUGUUUUUUUUUUCUUUUUAGUGAAAAGUCAUACAUUUGUUAAGCAACCAAUGCUACGUAUAUUUUUUUACUGUUUUUUUAUGCGUAGUUGGAUACUGUUGAUUGUUAAAAGAAAAUAAAAUGUUAGCCAAUUUA